Molecule: messenger RNA, 2440 nt
Organism: Seriola dumerili (greater amberjack)
Lineage: Eukaryota; Metazoa; Chordata; Actinopteri; Carangiformes; Carangidae
Gene: cav1
Product: caveolin 1
Exons: 3
Coding region: 239-784 (181 amino acids)
Biological process (GO): negative regulation of protein tyrosine kinase activity; negative regulation of endothelial cell proliferation; caveola assembly
Cellular component (GO): cytoplasmic vesicle; perinuclear region of cytoplasm; Golgi apparatus
Molecular function (GO): protein kinase binding; molecular adaptor activity; transmembrane transporter binding
Source: RefSeq, a predicted model, not a curated record
ACUCCCGGGCUGCGAAGAGCUCGCUCCAGAGACCAGAGGGAACACCGGAGGUUUCCCCUCACUGCUCUGGCAUUAAAUUCCACUCACGUUCACCGAAAAGGGCAGGAAUUAGAUCACUGCAGGUUCCUGAGAGGAGCCCCGGUCCACUCAGUGUUGCCUCCACGCCUCCCACACAGCUUCCUAUAUUGUCUUCUAGUCUUGUUUCACCGCGGUAAUCUGUUCAAACUUGAGGAACAGCAUGACAGGAGGACUGAAGGACGGCGAAACAGAGGAGGAGUUUCUGCAUUCGCCGUUCAUCCGAAAGCAAGGGAACAUAUACAAACCCAACAAUAAAGACAUGGACAACGACAGUCUGAACGAGAAGACGAUGGAGGAUAUCCACACCAAAGAGAUCGACCUGGUCAACCGGGACCCCAAGCACAUAAACGACGACGUUGUCAAGGUGGACUUCGAAGACGUGAUUGCCGAGCCUGCAGGAACCUACAGCUUCGACGGCGUGUGGAAAGCCAGCUUCACCACCUUCACCGUCACCAAGUACUGGUGUUACCGACUGCUGACGGCGCUGGUCGGCAUCCCCCUGGCGCUGAUCUGGGGAAUCUUCUUCGCCAUCCUGUCCUUCCUGCACAUCUGGGCCGUGGUGCCGUGCGUCAAGAGCUACCUGAUCGAGAUCCACUGCGUCAGUCGCGUCUACUCCAUCUGCGUGCACACCUUCUGCGACCCGCUGUUCGAGGCUAUGGGCAAGUGCUUCAGCAGCAUCCGGGUCCGCAUGUCCAAGGAGGUGUAACGUCCAAAAUAAAAAGAGGAGGAGGAGGAUUAACGGAAAGAGGGGAGGGAGGAGGGGAGGGCUCGAGCAACACAAAUGACAAAAAGUCGGAACGGAAAGGAAGAAGAAAAAAAUGGACCUCUGGAAAACGAGAAGUGAGGCGUUUCCAGAGCUGGGCGGGGCAUGUUUGGAGGUGAAGGGGCGUGGCCAUCGCCCUUUUCCACCAACUGUUCUUUCUCACCAGUGUUGGCGUAACCAAAUGGGUGGGGCAGGGAGGGGGGAGGGGGACACAGGAAAUCAAAGGGUCAUUCUCCUGGGUUUUUGUUGUUGUUUUGUUUGUGUUCGAUAGUUUUUUUUUUUUUAUUCUUCACUGUUAUUGUCAAGCAGGCAACCAAGCUCCAUAUCUGUCUUCUGUUAGUUUUGCCACAUGAUGUUAAGUCCUUCCAUUCUUACUGUUUCUGUGGAGAGCUCAUCACUUCGACUGAUUCACGUGAAGAGGGGAUGUCAGAGUGUAUCGCCGUCUUCUCUUGCGCUUGUUUGUGUUUGUUGUUUUUGGAGCCUCUGGGCGGGGCGGGAUGGUGGGAUGCAAGAGUUGGAGUUGGGAGGGUCAAAGCAUAGAGAGAGAGAGAGAAAGAGAGAGAGAGAGAGAGAGAGGCCGCUGCCAAAUUCUGUCUGACUCGGAAAAAAAAAAAAACAAAACAAAACAACCCCACAAGCCGAGCAGCAACGGCAAACGCCCCUCCCCUCGGGCCCCACAUGACCUCCAAGCCACCAAAAAACAACCUCCCACCUCCCGCCCCUCCCCACCCCCUUCGCCCUGCUUCCCCAGCAGUCUGACACACUGAACCUGCCCUCGUUCCUGCAUGCACCUGCGUCACCUUGCCAGCAACUCGCCGUCCACCACCGCCACGCCUGCCUGCCUGCCUGCCUGCCUGCCUGCGCCUGCCACGCCGCCCGAUGAUGCAGCGACGAUUUGCAUCUCGGCUCGCUCCCUCUCUGCCUCAGCUUCUUACUUCGCCUCAAACAAAAACCUUUCAGUGCAGGUUUCAUCACCAUCAUCCUCAUCAUCACAUGAGCGUGUGACAGAGAAUGUCAGCAUUUGAAUUUGACUAAAACUAUUAUUUUUUCACUCCACGUUAGACCUUUUAUUUUUCAGUGAAGCUCAGUGCUUUUGGAUGCGCACCAUUGCAGCUCCGUAGUGAAUGCUUUUUAAAAAAAAUUUUUAUCUACACUAUAAAAAUGAAGAACUUUGAGGGCUUAGUUUCAGUGCCAUUUUUUUUUUUUUGAUAUCCUACAUGUACUGUAUGGGUGUUUGUGCAGAAAAUACAGCUUCACAAGCUAUGGCCUCAUUCCAGUGCACUAAUCUAUGGAAAAGUAUUGUAAGUGAAUAGCACUAAUGAAAAUCUCUAUAACUCAUUUUGCAAAGGUAGUAGAGUACUAACAGCUACUUUUGCACACUUUGCACUUCAGAUGUGCAGUUACGAGCGUGUGCGCGCGCGUGUGUGUGUGUGUGUGCGUGUGUGUGUGUGUGUGUGGAGAUUUUUCUUGGGCACUGUGGUACUUACGCAGGUUAAUGCAUUGGAAUAAAGACAAUGUGAGGUGGAAUGUGUGAUUCUGGAUGCAUUUUUUGUUUUGUUUUGUUUUGUUUUGUUACCUGGUCAUAGUUUUUGCACCCAC